Molecule: messenger RNA, 1201 nt
Organism: Tinamus guttatus (white-throated tinamou)
Lineage: Eukaryota; Metazoa; Chordata; Aves; Tinamiformes; Tinamidae
Gene: GRPR
Product: gastrin releasing peptide receptor
Biological process (GO): G protein-coupled receptor signaling pathway
Cellular component (GO): plasma membrane
Molecular function (GO): neuropeptide receptor activity
Source: RefSeq, a predicted model, not a curated record
AAGUGGGACAAUGGCAUCGGGAGAGUGCCUCCUGCUAGACCUGGAGAUGGAUAACUUCAUUCUCUACAACAUCUCUGCCAACCAGAGUGCAAAUUUCUCCAUGCUGAAUGAUGACUGGUUUUACCCAGCGUUCCUAUAUGCCAUCCCCACCAUCUAUGGGAUCAUCAUUUUGAUAGGCCUUAUUGGCAAUAUCACUUUGAUCAAGAUCUUCUGUACUGUGAAAUCCAUGAGAAAUGUCCCUAAUUUGUUCAUCUCCAGUUUGGCUUUAGGAGACCUGCUGCUUUUAGUGACUUGUGUGCCUGUGGAUGCUAGCAGGUACCUUGCUGAUGAAUGGCUGUUUGGCAGAAUUGGAUGCAAACUUAUACCCUUCAUACAGCUCACUUCUGUAGGGGUGUCAGUCUUUACCCUCACUGCUCUCUCAGCUGACAGGUAUAAAGCUAUAGUAAGACCAAUGGAGAUCCAAGCAUCCCAUGCACUGAUGAAGAUUUGUGCGAGAGCUGCUAUAAUCUGGAUUGUUUCCAUAUUGCUUGCCAUUCCCGAAGCUGUGUUUUCUGAUUUGCACCCCUUCCAUGACAAAGGCACUAAUAAAACCUUCGUCAGCUGUGCUCCUUACCCACAUUCUGAUGGGCUACAUCCCAAAAUCCAUUCAAUGGCUUCAUUUCUGAUCUUUUAUAUCAUUCCCCUGUCUGUCAUUUCCGUAUAUUAUUAUUUCAUUGCUAAGAAUUUGAUCCAGAGUGCUUACAACAUCCCCGUGGAAGGAAAUACGCAUGUGAGGAAACAGAUUGAAUCUCGUAAGCGCCUGGCCAGGACAGUACUGGUCUUCGUGUGCCUCUUCGCCUUGUGCUGGCUUCCCACUCACAUCAUCUAUUUAUACCGUUCCUACCACUACUCAGAGGUGGACACCUCAGUGCUGCAUUUCAUUGCCAGUAUCUGUGCUCGAAUCCUGGCCUUCACUAACUCUUGUGUCAACCCGUUUGCUCUCUACUUGCUCAGCAAGAGUUUUAGAAAACAGUUCAACAAUCAGCUCUUCUGCUGCAGAGCUCGUCUCCUUAUCCGCUCUCAGAGCAUGGCCAGGAGCACCACGCGCAUGACCUCCCUCAAGAGCACCAACCAUUCCCUGGCUACCUUCAGCCUUAUCAAUGGCAACCACGCCUGCCAUGAAGGCUAUGUCUAAAGUUCAUAGUCAGGUACCAGAACAGGC